Molecule: messenger RNA, 2508 nt
Organism: Candoia aspera
Lineage: Eukaryota; Metazoa; Chordata; Lepidosauria; Squamata; Candoiidae
Gene: VSIG10L2
Product: V-set and immunoglobulin domain containing 10 like 2
Exons: 12
Coding region: 1-2508 (835 amino acids)
Molecular function (GO): protein binding
Source: RefSeq, a predicted model, not a curated record
AUGGAUUAUGGAUUGGCAAAGAACCUACAACUCAACAGCCUGCUGAAAAUCAUUUAUAUCCUCCCAGCAGUGGCUUAUGAUCAGCUUCUCCCUUUGGAAGAUGCAGAAUAUGACGAGCAAGUGGUCAAAGGGGUGCGUGAUCGCUCAGUGAGGCUGGCAUGCGGUGACAUAGUCCAGCCCAUGGUUGUCUUCUGGAGUUUUACCAGACCAGGCACACUCAUUCCCAGGGCUGUGGCCAUCAGCAAUGGCAUUGAGUCCAAGGUGGAGAAGGCCUCUGCUGUUCUGGGGAAUGUCAACUUGAGGAACAGCACCUUAGAGAUUAAGAAGCUGCAAAAAGCUGCUGAAGGGCAUUUCAUGUGCCAAGCGAUGUCUGAAGUGGAUGGAGAGAUCAAAGUGGCUUAUUUCUACACCAAGCUUAUCGUUUUGGUCCCUGUCUCCAAGCCCUUCCUGCAGAUAAACAAUUCAACGCCUGUGGAAGGCAUGCCUGUUGUGAUGAUCUGCACAGUGAAAGAAGGGACGCCUCCCAUAGCAUAUUCUUGGCAGCGCCACACUAACCGAGAUGGCAUAGUAGUUCUUACUGAAGCACUGAAUCUCUUAAACCUGACUUCAGCAAACCGGACAUAUAUGGGUUGGUACACCUGCACAGCCCACAAUGAGGUCAACAGCCAAACCAGCGACAGGAUGUACCUCGAUGUUAUCUAUGGUCCAGAUGAGCCAGUGAUCAGCGUGGAGCCAUUUGCAAUUAACCAACAUGGCUUCUCAGCCAACGAACAAGAAGAGGUGAUCAUGACAUGCCUAGCUCCUUCCAAUCCUCCCAGCCACUACAUUUGGUUCUACAACAGCUCUCAAGUCUACUCCGGACAGAAGUACGUGAUCACCAGAAUCUCACGGACUCAAACAGGCAUCUACACUUGCCUAGCCCAGAAUAUGCACCUGAAUACGCGGACCCAGGCCACUAUCACCUUGACUGUCUAUUAUCUGCCCAAGGGACAGCUCAGCUGCAUGUUGCUGCCUGCUACCAAUUUCCAAGACCUUGCUCUGCAUUGUUCAUGGCAAGGGGGAUUCCCUUCAGUGCAGUUGCGGUGGGUAAAAUCGAGGGCAGAAGAAAACAACACAGGAACCUACUCCAAUGCUAUUCAAAUCCAUCGGGGUGCAGAUGUUCCCAAUGGGACUUCAUAUAUAUGUCUGGCUUCCCAUCCGGCACUGAGAAAGGAUACUGUUUGCAGGACCACUGUCUGGGUUCCAAAUGGGAGCUUGACCUGCAGUGUGGUGGCGACCAAACAGAAUGAAUUCCUCAUGUUGACCUGUGACUGGGCAGGUGGAGAACCUCAGGUGACACUCUGGUGGAGAGACUGGAGGCACCAUGUGCUGGGAGGGCUGAAACCAUCACACAAUGUCUUUGUCAUGAAGCCCAACACCACCCUUGGAGGCAAGGAGUUCACCUGCAUGGCAGCUCACCCUCUGUGGGCAAGAGCUGCUGAGUGCCACGUCCGGCUGGAACCUCCCAAGGUUAUGGUGGAAAGGACCAAUGUGUCACUGUUUGAAGGCAGUGAGGUCCAGUUGGCCUGCUUCCUCCAAGGUGCCUAUCUGGGGUCAGAAGUCUUCUGGUACAAUAAUAAGAACCAGGCAAUUACAGCAAGCACUAGGAAAUACCGACUGCAACAGGAGAAUACUUGGUUUAAUUUGACCCUCCAGGACACAGAAUGGAUACGGGAUAGCGGCACGUACCGCUGUGCUGCCAUAAAUGCCGUGGGCAAUGCCUCUGCCACCAUCAGUCUCCAGGUUAAAAAAUACCCCCACCCACCCAAUGUGACUAUCAGCAGACUGAUGUACACACGCCAGCGUACAGAGGUAGAACUGGAAUGGGAAACUCAAGGUUCAGGAAACCUGACUGGCUUUGUGGUCCAGAGGAGAGAAGCAAAAAAGACCGCCCCGAAGCAGAUGGCCAGCAGCUGGGAGACAGUGGCCAACAACAUUGACCCUGAUGUCCGUGGCCGGAAGCUGGGUGGUCUGGAUCCUGCAGUGGUCUAUGCUUUCCGGAUCCUUGCUGUCAACCACCGCACCACUGGGUAUCCCUCUGAAGUGAAGACCCCAGCUGACCCUCCUUUCAAUGCAUAUCCUGCAGUGAUUGGUGCUGCUGUGGCAGGAAUGAUUGUGGCAACAGUCACCUCUCUUCUAGUUUUUCAGUACAUCAUUCGGAACCGGGAGAAUAAUCCAAGGUUACAUGACCUGCUCUUCAGGAUGGCUGGUGCUGAAACUCAUGAGCAUAUCAGGACUCCAGAAGAUGCUGAGAUGCCAACAGGAAUGAGGGAUGCAGCCAGUGAGCAGGUUGGAGAGACUUCCACAGCAACUCGAGAAACACCAGCAGAAGCAAGUCUGAAGGAAGCGAUGGUGAUCUCAGAAGAUCCAGCAGGGGCCCAGGAAGAUGAAUCAGCCCCCAGCCCUUCUCCAAAAGAUCCUACUGAAGACCCAGUUAAUGUUACAAUCACAGUGACAGCCACCCCAUGA